This is a messenger RNA of Parathielavia appendiculata, 3750 nucleotides long. RefSeq lists its product as uncharacterized. The record is from RefSeq and is a predicted model, not a curated record. The transcript is spliced from 4 exons. Bases 338 to 3271 code for a protein of 977 amino acids. NCBI's taxonomy places the organism in Eukaryota, Fungi, Ascomycota, Sordariomycetes, Sordariales, Chaetomiaceae.
GCAACUGACAACCCAAGCGCCAACCGUAUCUCGGACGCUGGCCUGCAAUUCUAGUGCACAGUUUCUCAUUAUCCCCGUUCCUCGCUCCUACUAGUAAGGUUCAUACAUUCCUCCUUCUGCAUUUGCACGUUGCGCAACCUUCUCUUGCUCAACCGUCAUCGGGUACCAUUUCCGGUGCGUUGCCAGGAUCGUAAGACGAACAACCCUUGGCCUGAAUUGUGCCCGAAUCCAGAAGCAAGCUGAGAGGAGAAACACAAGCCGCGACUUGUCGUAUCAGAGGAAAGGGAAAUAACCAAAAACUGGCGUCUCGAACUGUGGCAUCGGAUCACGAGUACGGAUGGAAGACACUGCCAUGAUGAAAGCAGCGGGGCAAGGCGAGUCAAGGGAGCAAACAGCUGCCACAACCACAACAGCACCUCCGCCCUCCACCGCCCAACAGCCGAAUUCAUCAGAUGGCACACGUGCCGCGGUAGCAGCCAUGCCGCAACCUCUGGCAUCGCCAGCACAUGCGACUCCAGCGGUCAAUUCCCCCAUGGAUGGCGUUGAGACAACAGCGGAACCGCGGCCAGCAAACAUUGGCACCGGCCAGCCCAGUGUCACCGAGGCCUCAAGUCUGUCGUCCCAUGUCCAGACCGCUGAAGAUGCGAACAAGCUUGCACCGUCAAUUCCAGGCCCGGACUUGUCACCGGCCGGCACGAGUCAACCGGGGGACGACAAAGCUCCAUCCCAGGCCCAUCCGGCAAAUUCGAUGCCUCCUUCUAAAACUGCAACUGUCGCAUCCCCACAACCGCCGCCGCUGUCCACACAACAGACCCUAGGAUCCUUGCAGGUUCAAGGCACGCAGCCCCCGCCACAGCCUCUCCCACCUCAACAUUCGCCGGCGGUGCCAUACUCCAACGGGGCGCCGGCGCCCGAGUCCGCAUCCGCACCCGCGCCUCCAGCUCCGGCCGCCCAUCCACAUCACGGCCUUGCGCAUCCCCAACCGGUGCAGCCGCAACCGCAGCCCGUUCCGCGAUCACAUCAGUAUCCGCAGCAUCCACUUCCCCAUCCGCCGCCGGCGCCUCUGCAGCAACAACCGCAACACACGUCGCACCCCCAGCAAUUGGCCCCACAUCCCCAAACACACGCACAAAUUCCUCCGCAGUAUCCAAGUCAACAACAACAACACCAUCAACAUCAAUACCACCAUCACCAUCCGCCGCCGGCUUCGCAGCAUCACCAUCACCAUCAACCGCCCCCCGAAGUUGCGCAUGUGACGCCCGUGACGCACGCGACACCGCUGCCGUCUUUGCAACAGCCACACGUCCCUCAGUUCCAUUCUCACCCUCAACCCCAACCCCAGUCCGUGCUUCUGUCGCAAGUGCCCCAGGCGCAUCUUCGCGCAUCGCUCUCCAAGCCCAUCAUCAUGGACCCGCCCAGUUCUCGGAAGUCGGGUCAGGCGCAACAGCAUCAACGCGGCGCCGUCGGUUUCCCCUCGCCCACCCAAGACCACGCGACCAUUAACUCCAAGUUUGUGGACGACUGCACGCGCAUGAACUAUGCCAUUCAACAGAGCUUGCCCGAGGCCGUCCGGCGCGUUGUCCGCGACCACUGGGAAAAGUGCCUGCUGGGCUCCGAGUUUCACCAGGCUUUUGUUCUUAAUGCCUCCAUCCACCACGCUCUUCCGAACAUCACCCAACGCGCGGUUAGAGAUUUCGGCAGCAAGAUGGUCUCAGAGUCAAAACAUGAACUCAUGGCGCAUUUUACCACCGAGGCGCUCGACCAAGUUGCCGAUCUUAUCAUCAGCAAGGCGAGCGACGCUUUUCUUGACAGAUGCCUCGAGAAGCGCCUUUUGACGAUUGAGGCGCAACCACUCAUCAACGCCUUGGCAAAGGCCGAGCGUCUCGGUUAUGAGGCAGGAGACAUGAUUCAGGGCGGCCAGAACGAGAGCGUCAUCCCGAAAGAGGCCUACCCGGGCGCAGCCGUGGCUGCAAAUGGCUUUCAGAGCGGCCCUGCGCAAUCUCAGCCAAGCCGGCCUCCCCUUCAGUGCAUGAAGUGCUUCCGGACCUUCACGCAUACUUCGGCAUGCGACUAUCAUGCCGUAUACGACGUCUGCAGACAAGUACCCCCAACCGCCAACGGCUUCCAGCAUUCGUGCUCCCACUGUGGUCAGGGUUUCGCCCAUGUAAACGAACUACAAGAUCACCUCAACAACAAGGUUUGCGGGAACUUCGGCCCGCCUGUCACUGUCUCCCUGACUGCCAACCGGCUCUCGAGGCCAGCGCCUGCUAUCCAACCCAGCUCAACGACUACCAUCCCUUCCGCUUCUCAGACGCCGACAGCUAAUGGUGUUCCGAGAAGACAGCCGCAGUCAACCCCGGGGCAUAGCACGACCAGGGCAGCAGGUACACCGGGCUCAACGGGUUCUGGCAUCGCGGCCGACCCUUACGGGCAUCUGAGCGAGGAGCAAAUACAGCAAAUGAAUGCGGAAUUGCGGGAGGCAGAGGAGAAGUAUGCGCCUCGGUUCGCCGAGGCGAACGCAAUCCCAGACGAGAACGCACGCAAGGCUAAGUUGGAAGGGAUCCGCAACAGCUUUGGCACCAAGCAGUCUAUGAUCCGCAAGAAAUACGGCGUCCGAUUGCGCGAGAGACGCACCAAGGCCGAAAUCAUGGCGGAGCGAGAGCGCAUGGGCCUCCAAAAAGCUGAGAAAGAGAGGGCUGCUAGGGCGGCGGCCGCUGCUUCGUCACAGGGGUUGAAUGCGAAUUCCCGCCCAGCGGGCGGCAGUGGAUGGACCACGGCCAACACUCCACAGGCUAGCUGGGACGAGCAUGAUGCAAAGCGCCGGCGGACAGACGGCAGCGGCGGCUAUCAUACGCCGUACAAGACGGUGGCAGAUGAGACGCCAACCCGCAAGCCUCUGUCGGUGUCCGAGAUUGGCAGUGGCCUUUCAGGUGCCGCCGCAACGGCCGCAAUGCACGACCCGACCCUCCCGCCUCCGUCACUGCCGACAAAGGUUUACGAACAGUCCGGCGCGCGGGUCGAGAUCCACGAGCCAGCCAGGCCAGUGGAGAGCCCCGCCACGGCCGGCGCGCGGUCCGGCUCUGCGACCCCGAGCGCUAAUGGCCAUAACCAACAUGCAACCGCCGAGCCCCGCAGAUCGUCCGAGAAGCCGCUGGUCAUUGACGACGACUCGUCCUCCUCCGACGAUGAAGAUAUUCCUUCGACACUGCCUGCCCACGUCCGAAAGAGCCUUGCGUCGGGUAACACCUCAUCGCUUUUGCAGACUAGUUAGGGGGGAGAGCACUCUUCAGCUGGCGUUGUUCGACGGAUUUCACACCUUUACUCGCUGGGAGGUCGCUGGAAAGUUGGUUGAUACGAUACCCCUUCAUCUCUGUAUCUGCUGUAUAAUCAUGCGAGCCUCCCUCUUGGCAGCCUCGGCAAUCAUGCCGCCCUUCUCGAAAGCCUCUACUUUUUUCCGAUGCGUGGUAGGUUUUAUAUACCCUAGGGUAGUUUAGAUUCCCUCGGCAUCAUCAGGUUAUCUUUCCCGGUGCCUUGACAAAUAUUUCAGCUUUGUUUUGCUUCUCGUGGAGCCUUUGGCUUUUACGGUUCGGAAGCUACGUUUUAAAAGGGGCAGUGGUAGAGUGGGUUGGGUAUGUUCUCGAGGCAUCCGAACAAUCGAAACUUAAUCACCACUUCGAUACACAUUAUGCGGUGAACCGAAGUCGCGGUCUCGUAUGGAACUACAUGGAAAUUGACUGCGGAGUAUUCCAG